Messenger RNA from Thyridium curvatum, 1446 nucleotides. RefSeq lists its product as uncharacterized. Gene Ontology annotation, cellular component: Rpd3L complex; cytosol. Gene Ontology annotation, biological process: negative regulation of rDNA heterochromatin formation; negative regulation of silent mating-type cassette heterochromatin formation. NCBI's taxonomy places the organism in Eukaryota, Fungi, Ascomycota, Sordariomycetes, Thyridiales, Thyridiaceae. The record is from RefSeq and is a predicted model, not a curated record. The coding region runs from base 1 to 1446 and encodes 481 amino acids. The transcript has 4 exons.
AUGGCGACUACUAAAGACCAAGUCUUGUUCACGGACACCUUCCUGGCUCUCAAGAAGGCAGUUAAGCGAAAGGCUUAUGAAUCCGAUUCGGACUCCUCAAUCGACCAGCCCACCAAUCGCGGGAACAAGCUCAAGAAGAAGGCCAGACUAGUUCGUGAAGGACAAUUGAAUGCUCCUUCGGGCGCGUCUGAUAUGAGAGAGAUUGUCGACCACUCCGGCUACCAGCGCGCAAUCCUCGAGCGAAAUCCUCCCCUUAUCGACGACGAUGGCUAUGAGUUGGAGAGUGGCGAUGACGAGGAACAUGUCCGAGAGGUCAUGGCCUCUGUCGCUGAACUCAACCCGUAUGCCAGCAUACGUCUAGAGAACAUUCUUGCUCCAUUAACCGCAGUCACCGACCUACCCACACACCCCACCAUGUCCAGGGUCUUUACUUCCGAAGCUUUGGACGAACUCUGCAUCCAGGCCCGGAACUGGAUGCACCGUGAAAAUGCUGCUCUGUGGAAAGUUCGGCCAUUACUUACAAGACUCUGUGGCGACCAUACUUGGAUACCGUGCGAGGCACUGGAGACGCCUAAUGACAUCAGCUAUUUCGAGGACGAAAAUGCGUCGAAUCCGCCUUCGGUGCUGAUCAAUGGUACAUCAAAUGUCGAGGCACCGUUACCGCAAGGAUCCGGCGUCAAUGGAACCAGCCAUGCAGGCGGCUCAACAGAGAUGCCUGAAAAGACCAAGCAGUCGGAGCUAACGCCAACUGUUGAAAGCGAAAAUAAGCCCAAUGCCGAAGGGGACACAAGCAUGGUGGACGCUGGUAACUCAGAUGAUCAGUCAAAGGAGGCCAAGACAGACGCUCAAGGUCACAAUGAAGAUUCCGCCGCUGAUGCCGACAAUAAGAAGACAGACAACGGUUCCGAGAAGAAGGAAUCGCUGAAUGGAGGAGACCACGAGGGUGCGGAAGAUCCCGAUGUCACCAUGACUAGCGACGAUGCUGCAGUCAAGAAUGAUUCGGGCAAAUCGGAGGUCGUCAGCGGAGAUACUGCCGGCGACGUACCCGCCGGGUCGCUCUCCCCAGGAGCAUCCGAGGCCGUCUCAAUCCACCCCCUUUUCCUAGCCCCACGAUCAGCACAUCCCGAGCGAGAUGCCGGUCUUCCAGAGCAAGAAGCCGAAGAUGUGCGGCGGCUGGUUCAGCUCUGGGUUCAAAAACAGGAGGAAGUUGCACGGGGUGCCAAGAAUCUGUACGAAGGUCUCCUCAGAGCAGACCGAUUGCGCAAGACGGUGCUACGGUGGGCCAAGGCCGAGGCACACUGUGGUCCUAAUGAGGACAUGUCUGACGGCGAGGACUGGUAUGACAAAGAGGAGUGGGGCCUGACCGAGGACCUUAAGAAGGGCCAUGAUGAGGAGGAAGAAGAUAUCCAGCUGCCGCCCAAGAAGACGAGGACUAGGAGACAAUAA